CCUUUCCCUCCCUUCACGUGUCCGCGGGGCCGGAUUGCGGCAGGACUCUGGGUUCGACCGCUUAGGGCGCGGAGUCACAGUGGGCAUCAUGGCAGGACAGGCCUUUUGGAAAUUUAUUCCGCUCUUUGAUCGUGUAUUAGUGGAAAGGAGUGCGGCUGAGACUGUCACCAAAGGAGGCAUUAUGCUUCCAGAAAAAUCUCAAGGCAAGGUGUUGCAAGCGACAGUGGUUGCUGAUGGAUCGGGCUCCAAAGGGAAGAGUGGAGAGAUUGAACCUGUUAGUGUAAAAGUUGGAGACAAAGUUCUUCUACCAGAAUAUGGAGGCACCAAAGUGGUUAUAGAUGACAAGGAUUAUUUCUUAUUUAGAGAUGGGGACAUUCUUGGAAAGUAUGUAGACUGAAAAUACCACACUUGAAAUGGCAUCCCAUGAAGCCGCCCAUUCCACUGAAGUACUGAAAUCUUUCAUCAUGUAAAUAAUUUCCUGUCUCUUUUAUAAUAAACUAAUGCUAUCCAAACUAAUGACAUCAGUCUCUUAACUUUUAGUUUCCCUUUACUGAUAUAAAUACUUCUAAAUAAAAAUAUAUAAGUGAA
Molecule: messenger RNA, 588 nt
Organism: Suncus etruscus (white-toothed pygmy shrew)
Lineage: Eukaryota; Metazoa; Chordata; Mammalia; Eulipotyphla; Soricidae
Product: 10 kDa heat shock protein, mitochondrial-like
Exons: 1
Coding region: 89-397 (102 amino acids)
Cellular component (GO): mitochondrial matrix
Molecular function (GO): metal ion binding; ATP binding; protein folding chaperone
Source: RefSeq, a predicted model, not a curated record